CAUCAUAUGAGAAAGCGCAUUCGACUAGCUUCGGUAAACGGAACGCCACCAGCAAAACAGACGGUUCCUUUGUUGUUCAGACAUGUCUGGAAGAGGUAAAACCGGUGGGAAGGCCCGUGCAAAGGCCAAGUCUCGUUCUUCCAGAGCUGGACUUCAGUUUCCAGUCGGACGUGUACACAGGCUAUUACGCAAGGGAAAUUACGCCGAGCGCGUAGGCGCCGGAGCCCCCGUCUAUUUGGCCGCGGUCCUGGAAUACCUGACGGCUGAGAUCCUCGAGUUGGCCGGGAACGCAGCCCGAGACAACAAGAAAACAAGAAUCAUCCCCCGCCACCUGCAACUGGCUGUCCGCAACGACGAAGAGCUCAAUAAGCUUCUAGGCGGCGUUACGAUCGCCCAGGGCGGAGUGCUUCCAAACAUCCAAGCGGUGCUGCUGCCCAAGAAAACCGAGAAGCCAGCGAAGAGCAAGUAAACGGGGCUUGGACAUUCUGGACAUUGACACGAACCAGUUUGUGUCCGAGUAAUACGUUAUGUUCCAUACUUUGCGUUCUAUCGUGUUUGUUUAAUAGAGACACAAUCUGCAUCCUGUAAACUGAGUUUUAUUUUUAGGUGUUGAUAAUUGUUCAUUUUGGACAGUUCCCUGUGAAUAAGCCAAACGCAUAGAGACGCGCUCCGUGAUACGAGAACUACAUGGGACACUUAACCUGCCAUCACGUCGGAUUAUCCUCAGUAAAAAUACGAAAACAAACCCCAUUUGUGCGGGUGAAUGAAGAUCACUAAUUAUUUUAUAGUUGAUGGAUCAAUGCUUGUCACAUUUUAUUUGUGCUUUGAAUUACAUGCGAGUCAUGUCUCAUCCGCUGUUUAGUGGUUACGUUGUUUCAAUAAAUGUAAAGUGCCAGUGUAAGGCAUAAAGA
Molecule: messenger RNA, 911 nt
Organism: Myxocyprinus asiaticus (Chinese sucker)
Lineage: Eukaryota; Metazoa; Chordata; Actinopteri; Cypriniformes; Catostomidae
Product: histone H2A
Exons: 1
Coding region: 83-469 (128 amino acids)
Cellular component (GO): nucleosome
Molecular function (GO): protein heterodimerization activity; structural constituent of chromatin; DNA binding
Source: RefSeq, a predicted model, not a curated record